This is a messenger RNA of Lingula anatina, 633 nucleotides long. RefSeq lists its product as uncharacterized. The record is from RefSeq and is a predicted model, not a curated record. Lineage: Eukaryota; Metazoa; Brachiopoda; Lingulata; Lingulida; Lingulidae.
UUUUGGUAGUUACUUUACUUUAUGUAUCAUGUUUCAGGUGCUGCUGAUUUUCUACCAGACUUGUUGAGAGAGCCUGGCCUACUCUCUGGCAUGAAGUAUACAGAUAUAUCAGUUCCCAUUCAAAAAGCUUCUGUUUGGCUCCAAUCAAAUCAGGGUGUCCGCUUUUUGAGUUUGCAGACUCUUGAUGUUGAAUAUCACCAAACAAGGGAUCCACAUUUACAGAGUAUGACUCUGUUUGAAUCUAAACUGGAAGCAAAAACAGAAGUUGCCUUCAUUCGAGUCCACUAUGCCAAGCCAAGAGGAGCCAUUGUGGCGCCCCCUACUGUUAAUCUCACAGCACCCCUCAGCUACAAGACUUUCUUGCCUGUUCUCUAUGCAGCAGAUGGAUGUUGUGGGUCAGAUAGGUCUUAUGAAGACGUUCACCAGACUAUGGUUCGUGUUAUAGCGUGGUUGAAUGCAGUGCGAGCACCUGUGGUGACUGUGGAGACAAUAGGACGUAUUCACGCAGAUGCUGAGGACAGAAAAUAUGGUUCUGAUGGAACUAUAGUCAGCAAUGAGUGGUAUACCACCACUGACAGUGAAGGUCGUACACAAGGACCGUAUAGACAUAACUUAAUGUAUUACAUCAGGUAG